Messenger RNA from Camelina sativa (false flax), 4367 nucleotides. The record is from RefSeq and is a predicted model, not a curated record. NCBI's taxonomy places the organism in Eukaryota, Viridiplantae, Streptophyta, Magnoliopsida, Brassicales, Brassicaceae.
CUCUCAGUCCUUCUUUAUUCUCUCUCUCUCUCUCUCUCUCUCUCUCUCUCGAGUCUCUUGCUUAUUCUAUCCUCUCUCUCUCUCGGUAGAUCGAUCUCUGGGAUUUGAAGAACCUUUGUUCGAUUUAGAAUUUUGAGAUCGUGCUUCCCUCUUUUUUAAUGUUGAGUCGGUUCGUUUCUCGGAUCUCGAUGAUCCUCGAUUUUCUCAAUCAAACUUGAAAACACUUUCCAAUUUUUUCCCCUCUCCUAGCUUAAUUUCUUAUCGCCGCCAUGUUCGAAGCUCAUGUACUGCAUCUGCUUCGGAGGUAUUUGGGUGAAUAUGUGCAUGGACUCUCGACAGAGGCUCUGAGAAUUAGUGUCUGGAAAGGUGAUGUUGUUCUUAAAGAUUUGAAAUUAAAGGCAGAGGCUCUGAAUUCACUGAAACUUCCGGUUGCUGUCAAAUCCGGUUUUGUUGGAACCAUCACUUUGAAGGUCCCUUGGAAAAGUUUGGGAAAAGAGCCAGUCAUUGUUCUGAUCGACCGUGUCUUCGUCCUUGCUUAUCCUGCCCCUGAUGACCGAACACUUAAGGAGGAAGACAGGGAAAAGCUUCUAGAAACCAAGCUUCAGCAGAUUGAGGAAGCAGAAACAGCAACUCUUGACGCAAGGGCAAAAUCGAAGCUGGGAAGUCCUCCACCAGGAAAUUCAUGGCUAGGUUCGAUUAUUGCUACUAUUAUUGGUAAUCUGAAAGUUUCCAUCAGCAAUGUACAUAUUAGAUACGAGGAUUCUACCAGUAAUCCAGGGCACCCCUUUGCUGCGGGCAUCACCUUGGCCAAGCUCGCAGCUGUUACAAUGGAUGAAGAAGGAAAUGAGACCUUUGACACAAGUGGCGCUUUGGAUAAACUGCGUAAGUCAUUGCAGCUUGAAAGACUUGCUCUGUAUCAUGAUUCUAAUAGCUUUCCCUGGGAAAUAGAGAAGCCAUGGGAUGAUAUUACUCCUGCAGAAUGGGUUGAGAUGUUUGAAGAUGGCAUAAAGGCGCAGACCGAGCAAAAAAUAAAGUCGAAAUGGGCCUUAAAUCGUCACUAUUUAUUGUCCCCUAUCAAUGGAUCUCUUAAAUAUCAUCGGUUAGGCAACCAGGAGAGAAAUAAUUCGGAGAUUCCAUUUGAAAGGGCAUCGGUUAUCCUUAAUGAUGUUAACGUGACUAUCACAGAGGAGCAAUAUCAUGAUUGGAUAAAGCUGGUUGAAGUUGUUUCCAGAUACAAAACAUAUAUAGAGAUUUCACAUUUAAGGCCCAUGGUUCCUGUUUCAGAGGCUCCACGUUUGUGGUGGCGGUUUGCUGCUCAAGCUAGUUUGCAACAAAAGAGAUUAUGUUAUCGAUUUUCUUGGGAUAGUAUCCACCAUCUUUGCCAGUUACGUCGGCGCUAUAUUCAGCUGUAUGCCAAUUUUCUGCAGCAGUCAUCAAAUGCUAAUUACCCAGAGAUGAGAGAAAUCGAAAAGGACCUUGAUUCCAAAGUGAUUCUUUUAUGGAGGUUGCUUGCACAUGCAAAGGUAGAAUCUGUAAAGUCAAAAGAAGCAGCUGAGCAGAGAAAACUGAAAAAGGGUGGCUGGUUCUCAUUCAAAUGGCGGACAGAAGCUGAAGAUGAUCCUGACGUCGAUAGUGUGGCUGAUGGAUCAAAAUUGACGGAGGAAGGAUUGACUAAAGAAGAGUGGAAGUCCAUAAAUAAGUUACUGAGUCAUCAGCCAGAUGAAGAGAUGAGUUUGUAUUCAGGAAAAGACAUGCAGAAUAUGACUCACUUUCUUGUAACGGUAUCAAUUGGUCAAGGUGCGGCUAGGAUUGUUGAUAUAAAUCAGACUGAGGUGCUGUGUGGUAGGUUUGAGCAGCUCGAUGUGACGACCAAGUUCAGAUAUCGAAGUACUCAGUGUGAUGUAUCACUGAGGUUCUAUGGCUUAUCUGCACCAGAAGGUUCCCUAGCGCAGAGUGUAUCCAGUGAGAGAAAGACAAAUGCCUUGAUGGCUAGUUUUGUGAACGCACCUAUUGGAGAGAACAUUGAUUGGAGGCUAUCAGCCACAAUAUCCCCUUGUCAUGCUACGAUCUGGACUGAAAGUUAUGAUCGUGUAUUGGAGUUUGUGAAGCGAAGUAAUGCAGUUAGCCCUACUGUUGCACUGGAAACUGCUGCUGUACUUCAGAUGAAACUAGAGGAAGUGACUCGACGGGCUCAAGAGCAACUUCAAAUAGUAUUGGAGGAGCAAAGCAGAUUUGCUCUCGACAUUGAUCUUGAUGCUCCAAAGGUGAGAAUUCCUUUGAGAGCUUCAGGAUCGUCCAAGUGCAGUAGCCAUUUCCUAUUGGAUUUUGGUAAUUUCACGUUAACCACCAUGGAUACUCGGUCUGAGGAGCAAAGGCAAAACUUAUAUUCCCGGUUCUGCAUUUCGGGAAGAGAUAUUGCUGCUUUCUUUACAGACUGUGGAUCUGACAACCAAGGAUGCAGUUUACUCAUGGAAGAUUUCACUAAUCAGCCAAUUCUGUCUCCCAUUCUAGAGAAAGCGGACAAUGUUUAUUCCCUUAUUGAUAGGUGUGGAAUGGCAGUUAUUGUUGAUCAGAUCAAAGUACCUCACCCAAGUUACCCAUCCACUAGAAUUUCCAUCCAAGUGCCAAAUAUUGGUGUUCAUUUCUCGCCAACAAGAUAUAUGAGGAUCAUGCAAUUGUUCGACAUCUUGUAUGGUGCUAUGAAAACCUACAGUCAAGCUCCUGUUGAUCAUAUCCCAGAUGGACUCCAACCUUGGAGUCCUGCAGAUCUUGCUAGUGAUGCUAGAAUCUUAGUUUGGAAGGGAAUUGGCAACUCUAUUGCUACUUGGCAAUCUUGUCGCCUUGUUCUAUCUGGUUUAUAUCUGUAUACAUUGGAAUCGGAGAAGUCACUUGAUUAUCAACGUUAUUUAUGCAUGGCUGGUAGGCAAGUGUUCGAGGUUCCACCUGCAAAUGUUGGUGGUUCCCCAUACUGUCUUGCUGUCGGUAUAAGGGGAACAGAUCUUAAAAAGGCCCUGGAAUCUUCUAGCACUUGGAUCAUAGAAUUUCAGGGGGAGGAGAAGGCAGCUUGGCUGAGAGGACUGGUCCAAGCCACCUAUCAAGCUUCUGCACCUCUGUCGGGGGAUGUACUUGGUCAAACGAGUGAUGGUGACUUCCAUGAACCUCAGACCAGGAAUAUGAAAGCUGCUGAUCUAGUUAUUACGGGUGCUUUGGUUGAGACGAAGUUGUACUUGUAUGGAAAGAUAAAAGAUGAAUGUGAUGAGCAGGUUGAAGAGGUUCUGCUUCUUAAGGUUCUUGCUUCCGGAGGAAAGGUGCACGUGAUAAGUUCCGAGAGUGGUUUAACUGUUAGGACAAAGUUGCACUCUCUGAAAAUCAAAGAUGAACUUCAGCAGCAGCAGUCAGGAAGUGCUCAGUAUUUGGCGUACUCUGUUCUGAAGAACGAAGACAUUCAAGAAUCAUUAGAAACAUGGGAUUCUUUUGACAAGGAGAUGCCUGUAGGACAUGCAGAUGAUGAAGAUGCCUACACUGAUGCUUUGCCAGAGUUUCUGUCUCCUACAGAACCAGGUACUCCGGAUAUGGAUAUGAUUCAAUGCAGCAUGAUGAUGGACUCCGAUGAACAUGUGGGACUUGAGGAUGCUGAAGGAAUAGUUCAUGAAAAAGAUACAACUCAGGGAAAAGUUCUUUGCGAUGAGGUCUUCUAUGAGGUGCAGGGUGGGGAAUUUUCUGAUUUUGUAUCAGUUGUUUUCUUGACGAGGAGCUCCAGUUCCCACGAUUAUAAUGGAAUCGACACACAGAUGAGCAUUCGCAUGUCAAAACUGGAGUUCUUUUGUAGCAGACCAACUUUAGUUGCUCUAAUUGGUUUUGGAUUUGACUUGAGCACGGCAUCAUACAUUGAAAAUGCUAAAGACGCCAACAAUUCGGCAUCUGAGAAAUCUGAUAGUGAGAAAGAAACAAAUGAUGAAAGUGGACGCAUUGAAGGCUUACUUGGAUAUGGCAAGGAACGUGUUGUGUUUUACCUGAACAUGAAUGUUGAUAAUGUGACUGUGUUUCUUAACAAGGAGGAUGGUUCUCAGCUUGCGAUGUUUGUGCAGGAACGAUUUGUGUUGGACAUUAAGGUUCACCCGAGCUCUCUUUCAAUAGAAGGGACUCUGGGAAAUUUCAAACUCUGUGACAAGUCGUUGGACUCUGGAAACUGUUGGAGUUGGCUCUGUGACAUACGUGAUCCUGGUGUUGAGUCUCUCAUCAAGUUCAAAUUCAGUUCCUACAGUGCUGGAGAUGACGACUAUGAAGGAUAUGAUUAUAGCUUAUCUGGUAAACUGUCGGCUGUUCGUAUUGUAUUCCUCUACAGAUUUGUUCAAGAGGUAUCAUGA